Drosophila ananassae is the source of this 2613-nucleotide messenger RNA. It is a transcript of the gene Past1, whose product is annotated as EH domain-containing protein 1. The transcript has 4 exons. Bases 105 to 1736 code for a protein of 543 amino acids. Gene Ontology annotation, biological process: endosomal transport; endocytosis. Gene Ontology annotation, molecular function: protein binding; calcium ion binding; GTP binding. The record is from RefSeq and is a predicted model, not a curated record. NCBI's taxonomy places the organism in Eukaryota, Metazoa, Arthropoda, Insecta, Diptera, Drosophilidae. Gene Ontology annotation, cellular component: plasma membrane; cytoplasm.
CAGCGCUCUUUGGCAUAAUCUGCUGAUUCCAAGGUUGUGGACUCCGAUUAAAAGGCCCUGAAAUUUUUCGUAUACUUGAUUUCGAUUGAACUAGGGCUUUCCUAAUGGUUAAAAUGCCGCGACACGAUGCUGGAGACAGCUUCCUGAAGCGCGAGAAGAACACCCAGGAGGUGGUGGAGAAUGUGAUCGGCGAGUUGAAGAAGAUCUACAAAAGCAAGCUGCUGCCGCUGGAGGAACAUUACCAGUUCCAUGACUUCCACUCCCCGAAGCUGGAGGACCCGGACUUCGAUGCCAAGCCCAUGAUCUUGCUGGUUGGCCAGUACUCCACGGGCAAGACCACCUUCAUUAGGUAUCUGCUGGAGCGUGAUUUUCCCGGCAUUCGGAUCGGUCCGGAGCCCACCACAGACCGCUUCAUAGCCGUGAUGUAUGACGAUAAGGAGGGCGUCAUCCCCGGCAACGCCCUUGUCGUGGACCCCAAGAAGCAGUUCCGUCCUCUCUCCAAGUACGGAAACGCCUUCCUGAACCGCUUCCAGUGCAGCACCGUAGCAUCACCAGUGCUGAAUGCCAUCUCCAUUGUGGACACGCCCGGAAUUCUGUCCGGCGAGAAGCAGCGCAUCGAUCGUGGCUAUGACUUUACAGGUGUUUUAGAAUGGUUCGCGGAACGCGUGGACCGUAUUAUCCUGCUCUUUGACGCUCACAAGCUGGACAUUUCGGACGAGUUCCGGCGGUCCAUCGAGGCGCUCAAGGGCCAUGACGACAAGAUCCGCAUCAUCCUGAACAAGGCGGACAUGAUUGACCACCAGCAGCUGAUGCGCGUCUAUGGAGCCCUUAUGUGGUCCCUGGGCAAGGUGCUGCAGACGCCCGAGGUGGCUCGAGUCUACAUUGGUUCUUUCUGGGAUCAGCCGUUGCGCUUCGAUGCCAACCGUCGCCUGUUCGAGGACGAGGAGCAGGAUCUGUUCAGGGAUCUUCAAUCGCUGCCGAGGAAUGCAGCCCUCCGAAAGCUGAAUGAUCUGAUCAAGCGGGCGCGUCUGGCCAAGGUGCACGCCUUCAUCAUUUCGGAGCUGCGCAAGGACAUGCCGUCGGUGUUCGGCAAGGACAGCAAAAAGAAGGACCUAAUCAAGAACCUCGGCCAGAUCUACGACCGCAUCCAGAGGGAGCACUCCAUCUCGCCUGGCGACUUCCCCGACAUCAAGAAGAUGCAGGAGGUACUGCAGCACCAGGACUUCACCAAGUUCCACUCGCUGAAGCCCCAUCUGCUCGACAUCGUCGACAACAUGCUAGCCAAGGACAUUGCCCGUCUGAUGGAGAUGAUCCCCCAGGAGGAGAUGACGCUCGUCACCGAGCCCGUGGUCAAGGGUGGUGCCUUCGAGGGAGUCAUUGACGACCAUGUCUCACCAUUCGGCUACAUGAAGGGCGAGGGAAUCGAUGCCGGUUGCGGUGAGCACGACUGGAUCUGCAACAAGGACAAGCCUCGCACGGACGGAAUCUUCAACGGGCUGGGUCCCGUCGAUGGCAAAAUUUCCGGUUCUACUGCCAAACAAGAGCUCAUCAAAUCGAAACUGCCCAACUCGGUGCUCAGCAAGAUCUGGAAACUGUCGGACGUCGAUGGUGAUGGUUUCCUGGACUCUGACGAAUUCGCCCUGGCCUUGCACUUAAUCAACGUCAAGCUGGAGGGCUGCGAGCUGCCCACUGUGCUGCCAGAGCACUUAGUACCACCGUCGAAACGCUACGAAUAGUUCCCUGUUAUAUAUAUAUAUUAUUCGCUCGAUCACACAGCCACAACCACAACCACAAAAUACACCCCCACCAAGACCUACAAAAUAACACUAACUGAUAACCCCCCACAACACGAAAACACAAAUCUAAUGGAGACCAACUCCUAGGAUGCACUCUGUUCGAUUUGUUUUAUAAUUCUAACACAAAACGGGCCGCCUGCCUUUUUAUAUGUACUAUACUCGUUGUGAACGCGCUAAGCUGGGUAUUAAAACACACACACGCACCAUAAGAUAUAGAAUCAAUCAUAAAUUCGUAGAAUUUACAACACAAUGUAGCAUAUUUUUUGAUAAUUGAUUGUAAAUCUAGAACGAAGAGUGCCGGAUGCAGAGGAGGAGUUAGCCUAGUGGAUUAAGACAAGCGGAUUGUGUGUGUUAGGCCCCCAAAAAUAAUGUCGUUGUUGACUUAAGAAGAGUGUAAUGAAAGUGAAUUGAUUGUUCAAUGCCAAUGAAAAAGCAUGAAGUUAAAAACUGUAUACAAUAUUUAGGUUUAAAGUCGAUGUGCAGCCUGUGAGGUCAUCAUUUUUCAACCGAACCACUUUUGAUACACACUAGUAGUAUAUUAAUGUGAAAGAUUGAAGUUUAAUGCUGUGCUAUGUGGGCGAAGGCAUAUUGUAUUUCCUGUAUUUAUUUUGCAAAGCUAUUUAACUGUUGGUAGAGCUCCUCUAAUUGCCGAUUGGAGACAAAUAACGUGCAAUUGAAAUUUGAUUUUUUUUUAGUGAAAACUAUUGCCUGUGCUUCGACUAUCUUUUAAUAAUUUAGUGAAUUCUUGAAUAUUAUUAAAUGUGAAAUUGAAACUGAUUUAUAAUUGUAUAAAACCAAUAAAAUGAACAAUUUUGGA